AAAGGAAAUAUACACAGUAGUGAGUCUUCAAGAGCAUCACUAACCACCUUCAAGAAUUUCUCAAGAGAGAUCAUUCAUCGCAAUUUCGGAGAAAAUGUCAGCUAAGAAACCCAUAGCGAUAAAACUGCUAUGCCCUUCACUGUCGAAAGUAGUCCGACUUCUAGUUGCUUCGGAUGAACAGAGAAUCGACCUGGGCUCCAUAGCUCGAGAUUUUGGGCUCGACCCAUCGACGAUCAAGUUGAACGGUCACUUUAUAAGUAGAGGCGUCGACCUCGUUGCCUCCUCUGUUACUUGGAAGUCUCUCCUCUCUUUCUUCUCUGCUAAAGGAUUGCCCACUGGGAAAGACGACGGUGAUGCUCUUGAUGUCACCGGCAAACUCUGUAAAGCUGGGAAUAAACGAGGGCAUGACUCACAAUAUGCUGGAAAUGAGGUUUGUAAAGAGAUAGAAGGUGAGAAUUUUGGUAGCAGUGGAGGGACUCAGGAAAUAAUCGACUUGCUUAAGAAUAAGAAGUUCAGAGAAAGCAACCCAGUUAUCAUGAAUGGCCUAGGCUGCAAGAGAAAGCAACUAUGUGAAGAUUCCAACCUAUUCAAGAAGCUAAAAAUAAAUGAUACGACAGAUAGUCAAGAUCAAGCAAGUGUUCCUGCCAGUGACAUUUCAGGCAACCAGUUUACAUGCAGAAAUGCAAAUAAGAAUCUGAAGCGGAUAAGAGACGAGGCAAUUGUAGCUGCUCAUUGUAAAAGGAUUAGAUGAAUUCUCAUUUUAUUAUCUAAGUACAAUUUACCUUCUUUUUUUUUGGGUAUAUUAGGAGAAUUUGAACUUUUAAUCGUUGCCCAUGCCCCAACCCGCUUCAUUCUUGUUAUUGGAGCUCCAUCAAGUAGCUCCUAUGAUUUUCUUCCAAAUUUGUUAUUUUGACGGACUCACCAUACAUCGCCAUUAUGUACAUCAGCCUGUACAUUCUAAGUUGAAGUGAAAGCUGUAACUUUGAUGCUC
Molecule: messenger RNA, 991 nt
Organism: Prosopis cineraria
Lineage: Eukaryota; Viridiplantae; Streptophyta; Magnoliopsida; Fabales; Fabaceae
Exons: 4
Coding region: 95-751 (218 amino acids)
Source: RefSeq, a predicted model, not a curated record